Molecule: messenger RNA, 282 nt
Organism: Angiostrongylus costaricensis
Lineage: Eukaryota; Metazoa; Nematoda; Chromadorea; Rhabditida; Metastrongylidae
Source: the annotation of a GenBank genome assembly
AUGUCUGGACGAACCGGCAUUUCGGAACGUCGGUUGCCUGAUCUCGGUUGUGGUGCACUCAAGCAGAACAUUUCGCUGAGGAAAAAGUGCUCGGAUAUUCAUGCGGCACAUUUUACACUGGUGAUGUGCACAACGGUGUUUCGAGCGGCGAAUUACAUUCGUGGAUUGCUAGUAUUCUACUUCCAAACACCUUUGAAGUGCUAUCGCGUUAUCGUUGUCGUUUACUACAAUUUCCGCAUUCUCGAGCUGUGUAAGUCUCAGCAAGGCACUAAAGAAAGCUGA